Moneuplotes crassus is the source of this 1776-nucleotide messenger RNA. Lineage: Eukaryota; Ciliophora; Spirotrichea; Euplotida; Euplotidae. The record is from the annotation of a GenBank genome assembly.
UUUCAGGCCUCUUACAAUUCUUAAGGAAGUUCAAGACUCAGGGCAGAUCAGUCUCGAUUUCGAGAUAUUCAGGGAUGAACGUAGCUAUAGAUGUGUCUUGAUGGAUCCAUCAAGGAGCGUACUACUGUGAUUUUAGCGAAGGUAUCGAACACUGUAUCAAAAUUAAGAAUGCUCAAAGAGUAUAAAAUCAAGCCAAUAUUCGUCUUUGACGGAGCUCCUAUCCCAGUCAAGAGCAGAAUUCAAGAGAUCAGAGCUAAGAUUAGGCUAAAAUCUAGAGAGAAGGUCGCCAGACUGUUGCGUGAAGGUAAUAAUGAGGCUGCCAAAAAGUACGGAGAAAGCUUCACUAUCACUCCUUACUUGGUCCAAAAAUUAUAUAAGGUCAUCAAGAAUCUUGGGUGAAAAUGUAUCGUUGCUCCUUAUGAAGCCGAUGCUCAGCUGGCUUAUCUCUUCAAGACAAGGCAGGCUGAUGUAGUCUUUACAGAAGACUCUGACCUCAUUGCCUAUGGGGUGACUAAACUAUUUUACAAGCUUGAUAAUGAUGGCAAAGGGUAUGAAAUCAACAUGGAAGGCCUCUUUCAUGAAGACUUUCUCUCGAAUGAAAAACAGGAGAACAUCGAUCCUAAUCUUUAUAAGCCAGAUAAAAUGAUUCAGAUUGAUCUCUGAGAAGAGCCUUCAGAAGCUGAGAACAGCAUGUGGUUCAUCGAGAGCCAGAGGGCUUCCCAGUCUAUCUUAGAAAAAGAACCAACAGAGAAGAUUCCUAUAUUCAGUAAAGAUAAAUUCUUAUUAAUCUGCAUUUUGGCGGGAUGAGAUUAUCUGGAACCAAUUAAAGGAAUUGGAUUCAAAACAGCUUAUAAACUUCUGACACAAUAUCCGACUGUGGAGAAAGCCAUAAUGAGUAUUAUGGCUCAGAAGAAGUACACAGUGCCUCAAGGCUACCUCGAGAACUUUAAGUUAGCUGUUAUGACAUUCUUAUUCCAAAUUGUGUACGACCCAGUGAAGGAAGUCUGACUAAAUCUGACUGACCCAAAGGAAAAUAAGCAAUAUGGUGAAUUGUUCUUGAACUGCAAAAACCAAGAUUUCCUUGGACAAAUGAUUCCGAAGGAGUUUGCAAAAGAUAUCUGUGCUUGUCAGAUCGAUAUUAGAACCAAAAAGCCAUUUGAUCUAGAUUUCUUGCUGCAAGAAUACUGUGAAGUCAACAAUCCAGUUCUAUUGAUCAGCUCUUCAGAGGAUGAAGAGAAGUCUCUUGGUCUUAUGGAGAUAUCAGACUUCAGCAAUUUAACGGCCUCGAAGAGAAGACAAGCUCCCGUCAGGAGAAAAUUCAGCUUCAAUCUUGGCAAGACAACUUGUGGAAAGAAAAGAAAAAGAAUUCCUUCUCCUUUCAGAGACAAAUUUUGAGAGAAUGUGAGAAAUUCUGAGAGCUAUAAGAAAAUGAAAUUUAACAAGAAUACUAAGAAUAAAAGAUUCAGACAACUAUUAUUAACAGACAAGGCUCUGUCAAGUAAUAAGUCAGAUUCUGAUGAAGAUCUCCCAUCAAAUUCUCUCAUGGCGAUGUUCAAGAGAGCUAAAAGAAGUGAAGAAAUUGCUGAGAAGAGCCAUGUGGUUAUCCCAAAGCUCCAAACUAUCAAGAAGAAGACUUUCAUGAGCUCCAUUAUGACUCGUCCAGAUCAGAAGGAUCUUAAGACUCCUCUGAAGCCCAUUAAGAUGCCUAAAAACUUGCAAAGGUUUUCAUCUCCCUCUGCUUAUAAUUUCAGGUGCACACUUUCAAAAAAGUUUUAA